Molecule: messenger RNA, 2679 nt
Organism: Penicillium taxi
Lineage: Eukaryota; Fungi; Ascomycota; Eurotiomycetes; Eurotiales; Aspergillaceae
Product: P-loop containing nucleoside triphosphate hydrolase protein
Exons: 3
Coding region: 1-2679 (892 amino acids)
Cellular component (GO): kinesin complex
Molecular function (GO): ADP binding; protein binding
Source: RefSeq, a predicted model, not a curated record
AUGUCUACGGUUACUUUUCAAGGUGGUCCAAACUCAGGGCUCCAAGUGGGGAUUAAUCAUGGUUCAAUUUAUCAUUCCCCAGAGCGACCGGACACCCCACCAGCCCCUCUUUCAACCAUUCCAUUUCGUCGCGACCUAGACUUUGUUAAUCGUGGGACGCUACUUGAUCAGUUAGAAGGGAGAGGCCUAUUACCUGGAUCUCGCAUCGCACUGGUCGGUCUAGGUGGCGUUGGAAAAUCGCAACUUGCUAUUGAGCACUGUCAUCGAGUUCGAGAUAGAUCUACCGAGACGUGGAUCUUCUGGAUCUACGCGAGUAAUAAAAGUCGAUUCGAGCAGAGCUGCCGAGAGAUUGCCGACCGAGCCAAGAUCCCUGGCCGGCAGGAUCCCAAGGCGAACAUCUUCAAACUCCUUCAUGAUUGGCUACAGGAUGAGAAGCAUAUAUGGAUUCUCGUCUUUGAUAAUCUUGAUGAUGACCAAUUCCUUCAUGAAAUCCCACUAAUUACGUCAGAUGAUCAAAGUAAGCUAGAUCGGUCGAUCUGGGCAUACUUUUCCCAGCUAUCUAGAGGCUCUAUCGUGAUCACAAGUCGGAGUAGGCGCGUGGCCUUACAAAUAGUGGAAGAGGAGGAAAUUAUCUUAGUCGAGCCAAUGGACGAAUCUCAAGCGUUAGCACUUUUUGAGAAAAAGUUUGGCACCCUAACACAAAAGGAUGAUAUCAUUCAACUGAUUGCAGCACUUGAGUUUAUGCCACUUGCGAUUGUGCAAGCAGCGGCCUAUAUAAGGCGAAGAGCGCCACGACAGUCAGUCCGACAGUAUCUCGACAAAUUCCAGGAGAGUGACCACCAGAAGACCUCUCUCCUUGAUCAUGAGGGGGGUCACCUUCGCCGAGACCCAGAGGCUAAGAACUCGAUCCUUAUCACAUGGCAGAUCUCCUUUGAUUAUAUUCAAAGAAUCAGGCCUACCUCAGCCGAUUUAUUAUCUCUGAUGAGCUUUUUUGAUCGACAAAGAAUUCCUGACUAUUUACUCCGAGACGAUGAGCAGGAGGAUAGGAAAAGUGAGCAUAGUGAGGUCGACGCACUUGAAGAUGAUAUAUUAGUACUCAGAGAUUUCUCGAUGAUUUCCGUUAAUGUGGAUGGAAAGAAUCUUGAAAUGCACCGACUAGUCCAGCUAGCGAUGCAAGAGUGGCUUAAGUCGCACAAACUGUAUGAAAGAUGGCAUGGAGACUUCAUUCAGCGACUUUCAAGCAAUUUUCCAACAGGCGGCAUCGAGAAUUGGCCAACAUGCGAAUUAUUAUUCACUCAUGUGCUACAUGCUAUGAAGCAGAAACCUAAAACCGAAAUCCAAUUAGAAGAAUGGGCGUCCCUGCUUCAUGAAGCAGGAUGGUUUGCACUGAAAAAGGGGAAUUUCCCCGAUAGCGAGAAAAUGGCACAGAAGUCGACCGAAGUGAGGAAAGAGUUGUUUGGUCAAGAACAUCCCGACACUCUGAACAGUACGGCCAAUCUAGCAUCGACCUACCGGAACCAAGGGCGAUGGAACGAAGCUGAAAAGCUCGAGGUGCAGGUCAUGAAUACCCGCAAACAGGUGCUUGGGCCCGAACAUCCCGAUACUCUGAGCAGUAUGGCCAAUCUAGCAUUGACCUACUGGAACCAAGGGCGAUGGAACGAGGCUGAAAAGCUCAACGUGCAGGUCAUGAAUACCCAAAAACAGGUGCUUGGGCCCGAACAUCCCAAUACUCUGACCAGUAUGGCCAAUCUAGCAUUAACCUAUGGGGACCAAGGGCGAUGGAACGAAGCUGAAAAGCUCGAGGUGCAGGUCAUGAAUACCAGCAAACAGGUGCUUGGGCCCGAACAUCCCGAUACUCUGACCAGUAUGGCCAAUCUAGCAGCGACCUACCGGAAGCAAGGGCGAUGGAACGAAGCUGAAAAGCUCGAGGUGCAGGUCAUGAAUACCAGCAAACAGGUGCUUGGGCCCGAACAUCCCGAUACUCUGACCAGUAUGGCCAAUCUAGCAGCGACCUACCGGAAGCAAGGGCGAUGGAACGAAGCUGAAAAGCUCGAGGUGCAGGUCAUGAAUACCAGCAAACAGGUGCUUGGGCCCGAACAUCCCGAUACUCUGAGCAGUAUGGCCAAUCUAGCAUUGACCUACUGGAACCAAGGGCGAUGGAACGAAGCUGAAAAGCUCAACGUGCAGGUCAUGAAUACCAGCAAACAGGUGCUUGGGCCCGAACAUCCCGAUACUCUGAGCAGUAUGGCCAAUCUAGCAUUGACCUACUGGAACCAAGGGCGAUGGAACGAAGCUGAAAAGCUCAACGUGCAGGUCAUGAAUACCCGCAAACAGGUGCUUGGGCCCGAACAUCCCGAUACUCUGACCAGUAUGAACAACCAUGCGUACACCUUGGAGUCAUUAGAGGAGCACAACGCUGCUUCGCAGUUGAUGACAGAAUGUGUCCGACUACGCAGCCAAGUACUAGGCCCGGAUCACCCAGAUACCCUUUCCUCGAUAUCUAUUCUUAAUAGUUGGCGCAGAAACAGUUAUUCCUCAUCUGCUCAACCUAUUCAAGCAACUCAUGACAACGCAGAGGGCCCCAUGCAAGAGAACACCCUAGCGACCUCCGACCCAGGUUCUCAAGCUGUCCGACAUCGCAGACGAGCAAUAUUCUCUCGCCUCUUCCGCAAAAAGUAG